Molecule: messenger RNA, 3373 nt
Organism: Pseudoliparis swirei
Lineage: Eukaryota; Metazoa; Chordata; Actinopteri; Perciformes; Liparidae
Gene: ptpn22
Product: protein tyrosine phosphatase non-receptor type 22
Exons: 26
Coding region: 124-2700 (858 amino acids)
Biological process (GO): peptidyl-tyrosine dephosphorylation
Cellular component (GO): cytoplasm; nucleus
Molecular function (GO): non-membrane spanning protein tyrosine phosphatase activity
Source: RefSeq, a predicted model, not a curated record
ACAGAAGCGCCAUCGCACUAAACCCAAGCCUUGGCGACCCUAAUUCAUGACCCCUGGACGAGGACCUUUGUGUCCUGAGAUGCCUGUGAAAGGUGCCCUAUCCAAGGCAGUGUUCAACCAGCCAUGGAGCAGCAGUCCUGGAUACUGAGGGACCUCCUGGUACAGCUGAAGAGACAGGAGGCUGUGGACGAGCAGGCGCCUAAUGGCAUUGCCGGGGAGUUUGCGAGGUUGAAAAGCCAGUCGAUUAAGUACCGAACUGACAAGACCUACCCCACCAAGACAGCAGAAAAGCAAGAGAACAACAAGAAGAACAGAUACAAAGACAUUGUUCCAUUUGACCACACCAGAGUAAAGCUCACUCUCACCACAGCUAAAAAUGACAGUGAAUAUGUCAACGCCAGUUUCAUCAAGGGAGUGUCAGGCUCUAGGGCCUACAUCGCUACACAGGGUCCUCUGCCUCACACAGUCCUGGACUUCUUGAGGAUGCUUUGGGAGUACGAAGUCAAGGUUGUGAUUAUGGCCUGUCGAGAAUUUGAGAUGGGAAAGAAAAAGUGUGAGCGCUACUGGCCACAGAGUCAAGAGCAGCCAUUUGUUUGUGAGCCUUUCACAGUUUACUGUGAUUCUGAGGAAAACAAAGGAGAUUACCUGACAAGGAUGUUACGGGUGAAUUAUCACAACUGUAGCCGCACUUUGAAACAGCUGCACUAUUUCAACUGGCCAGAUCAUGGUGUACCAAACUCCAUCCCUCCCAUUCUGGACAUGUUGCAUGAGAUGCGUUCCUAUCAAGCCCAUGAUGAUGUCCCCUUUUGCAUCCACUGCAGUGCUGGCUGUGGUAGAACAGGAGUCCUGUGUGCCAUUGAUUAUACCUGGAACCUCCUGAAUACACAGAUGAUCACUCCAGAUUUCAAUAUCUAUGACCUGGUUCAAAACAUGAGAACCCAGAGGCCCUCAGUGGUUCAAACCAAGGAACAAUAUGAGCUGGUGUACAGAACCAUCAAGUUGCUGUUUGAAAGAUAUUUGCAGGCCAUGGAUUCACGGACCUGCAGAAAUGAGGUGACGACGGUCCCGUCUGCUAUCACGACUGCACUCUCUGACCUGAGUGCGGAGUUGGAUUUGCUGCCACAGUUCCUGCACCUUCUUGAUGAAGAGAAGGAUGUUUUGCAACAGUGCCACACUCCCUUGCCUUCUGCUUCAGAAAAUCACAUUGCCUUGAGAGCCAAGGAAUUGCCCAGGGACCAGGAACAAUGGCACCUAUUCCGAACGCUCCCCGAGGCUUUGACCACCACCCGGGACCCGCAGGAGGGACCCAAGACCUCCCUCACACAUGUGCAUACCAGCCAGAGAGCCCCUGCAGUAGAGGAGAAGAUAAAGGAAAGCGACGACACAGCAUCUCGGAAUCCACCAUCACCGGCUGUGGCAGCAGCCAUUUGUCUGAUGGUGGAAGACCCGUACUUUGACACACCUAUGAGCUCCCCUUCAUCAGAAGAAGCACCAAUGGACUUGACUGAAGGCACCAAACAAUGGACAGCUAGUCCCAUCUUCACCACGCCCUCACUAUGUCUGAAUGACCAGACUCUGGAGCUUAACUCUCUUGCCUCAGGUACUGUUGCAUUUCAUAGAGAUGAGGAGGUACCUCCUCCCUUACCGCAACGAACCCCUGAAUCUUAUCUCAUAACUGUGGCAGCAGAGUUCCCAGAUCCCUGUGAAAGGUUAAUGGUUAUCAUUCCAUCCAAUGCUGCUGCUGAAGCUGUGAGGGAGUUGGGAAGCGGCCCACCCUCACCUGUCCCCCCACUUCCUGAGAGAACCCCAGAAUCUUUUGAGUUGGCCAUUGAUCAAGCUCCUGUAAAGCUGAGGUCAGAGGUCAAACCGGCAGUGAUGCUCAAACGAAUAGGAGUGUCUUCCGAGUGGUCUGGUGACUCAAAGCCAGCUGCCACUGCAUCUCAGAGGGAGACACAGCCAUGGGCGAGGAGUAAGAGUCUGAAAACAAAAAUGACCUUCACAGUUCCAGUAACACAUGCUGAUCUUGCAUCAAACACAACGUCAAACCUCCGCCCUCACUCUCCACUUGUGGAGCCACUGACUCCUCUGCUGCUUCCUCAAACUGAGGAGAGCCUGACUCCUCCCCUUCCUGACAGAACCCCCGAGUCCUUCAUCCUCACCACAGAAGAGACUCACAAGAAAACCGCCCUCUGCCCGCAGCCUUUAGAAACAACACGGCCCUCCCCGAGCGUCGGCUUGUCCUCUGAGUGGGACGGCACCGCUCAGCCCAAGAAAUUCCUCGACGUUGUUAUGAACAGGAGUAAGAGUGUUCGAGCUAAAGGUUCCAGACAAGUUUAUGAUUGUGUUUUUACUGCAGAGCCCCUUACAGCGGUUCGGCAGCUCGCUCCACCUCCUGUGGUCGUGGCUGGAGCAGGAAGUGCACAAGUGGGGCAGCACGAUCUGAGCCGCAGACCCUCCCUGAACAGCGAGACGUCAGCAAACAACUCAGACAAGAGCAAUGAGAAGGGCCUGUCUCGAACAAGGAGUCUGAAGUUUUUUAGAAACAAACUAAAAUCUAAAACCGACCCUCCACCAUCUCCCACUCAACCUGGAACGCCACCUCAGUCACAUGGUGCCUCAUCUUCACUGUUCAAAUUUGGAUUUGGGAGCCGUUUUGGAAAGCCAAAAGGCCCCAGGAGUUAUCCGGAGAACUGGAUUUGAUAUUUCGAGUCAUUCAUCUCUAAAUAUCAAAACUGGAACUGUUCUUGUAAUGAGGAUCAUCGUAAUACAUCGCACCGCUAAAGGACUUGUAUGCAGGGGACCUGAAAAGCACUGAAGGAAGCUUCUCUUCGUCUCUCACAGCACAGCAGCAGCAGAGAACAGGAAGUUCCUCGUUACCAGCUCUGAUGCACUUUUUACCGGAUAUCGACUCAGGUUGAUUUGUAAUCAAUGAACAACAUUGACAGCAACUUUGACCAAUGACUUCAAUGUGACUCAAUUCAUCUUGAGGAGGUGGGCAGUCUGCAGUGAGAAGUUUGAAACUUCUCGUUUUAAUGCUUAAAGCAACGCUGUUAAACUAAAUUUAUAUUUAGUUAUGUGUGUGCCUUCGUGCUUUUGGCAUGAAAUGUGAAAACUAAACAUGUGUUGCCACUUUUUCUAUUAUAAAGACAAUACAAACUAAACGUCGUUCAGUGGAUCCUUUAGUUUAGUUUGUCUGCCAUGAUUUACACAUCCAUCUGUAGUUCUGAAAUGAGUUUUAAAGCAUCGUCAACAUGCUAAAAGGUACAGUGACUAUGAUGUGUACUGAUUAUGUAUAUGAUGCAACUGUACAGUUUAACCGUUUUAUAUACACUGGUUGCACACAAAACUAUUUAUUAAAAAUAUACAAAUUCAA